Molecule: messenger RNA, 651 nt
Organism: Sodiomyces alkalinus F11
Lineage: Eukaryota; Fungi; Ascomycota; Sordariomycetes; Glomerellales; Plectosphaerellaceae
Exons: 3
Coding region: 1-651 (216 amino acids)
Source: RefSeq, a predicted model, not a curated record
AUGCCAACGACGGGACUUUUGCAAACUUCCAUAUGGGCAACUAUGAUUAGGUCACCGUUUGUUGGCUUAUUGGAGAUCUCUAAGUGCCGGUUCUGGGAUGUUAGAUUAGAUUUCGUUGUCGGCUGUCGGGGCUCUUGGGGCCACCGUCGGUCUCGGUCACCGACUUAUACCAACCAUACGGACAAGCCGAGACCGCGCAUGCCCAGGAUUUGCACCACACCAAAGAAACCUGUUAUAUCUCGAUUCUCAUUUUUCAUUGUCUUAAUGACCUGGCUUUGUGAAGAGACGUACUUACAGCAGGCCGUCCAAAGAAUAGCGCACAUGCAGUUCUACCAACCGUCCACACGCCGCGACCAGACCUUUCCGACCACUCAAUAUGUCUGCAGAUUCCGACUCCCACACCAGCAACGGCUUAGAGAAUGUCGAAAAGCGUACAUGCUUCCUCACAACCGUCGGGAGAUUGAACGCAUGAGAAACCAGCAUGAAUGGGAGUGUGGAUUCCUCAGUAUUAAUAUCCAGGCGUUGGAUAUUGAAUAUGAUGUCUAUUGCCAGAUGGAUAAAGAAACGAUGCUCGACCGGUUCGAAUCAGACAUGGAGAAAUACCGGACUGCGGUGCGACACUUCAUUAUUUGGGCUCAGAGGCCGGAAUAG